GGCGCGCGGGCGAGUUCCGCAGUUGCUGUGUGGGACGCUGGCUGCGCAGUGUCUCUGUCCUGCGCUCCGGUGUUGCUGUCACAGUCCGUCCCUUCCCGGAGCCCGGGGACAGACUGGGCGCGCGCCCGUGUGGGAGUGGGACUCAGGGCAGAGGUCGCCCCUGUCCCGGGAGGGUGGGAAGCCGCGUCCCCGCCCUGCCUGCGGGUGUCUCCGCAGCCGUAGCCGCACCUGCCUCAAUAUGAAUGGGGUCAACGACCCGCCUUUUAUAAAAGAUAUUAAGCCCGGACUGAAAAACUUAAAUGUCGUCUUUAUUGUGCUGGAGAUAGGACGCGUGACCAAAACCAAAGACGGCCAUGAAGUGAGAUCGUGCAAAGUAGCAGAUAAAACGGGCAGCAUCACUAUUUCCGUGUGGGAUGAGAUCGGAGGUCUCAUACAGCCAGGGGAUAUAAUUCGGUUGACCAGAGGGUAUGCAUCCAUGUGGAAAGGAUGUCUAACACUGUAUACUGGAAGGGGCGGUGAACUUCAAAAAAUUGGGGAGUUUUGUAUGGUUUACUCAGAAGUGCCAAAUUUCAGUGAACCCAAUCCAGAUUAUCGAGGACAGCAGAACAAAGGGGCACACAGUGAACAGAAGAAUAAUUCCAUGAAUAGUAAUAUGGGUACAGGUACAUUUGGACCAGUGGGAAAUGGUAUUCAACCUGGCCCUGAGUCACGGGGAUACCAGUUUUCAUAUGCUGGUAGAAGCAAUGGCCGGGGACCUAUAAAUCCACAGCUGCCAGGAACAGCCAAUAACCAAACAGUCAUGACCACAAUAAGUAAUGGCAGGGACCCUCGGAGAGCCUUUAAAAGAUGACCUAUGCCAAAUAUUCGCAUGUAGUUCUUAAGCUACAUGUUCUACUUGAACACUUACUGCACUUUUAUUUAUUGUUAACUGUGAAAACUGUGUACUUUUUUGGUUUCCUUUUCCAUUUUCAGUUUGUUAAGAAGAGGGAUUUGUUUUUAUAGCAAAACCUGUUAAGCUGCUCAAGUCUUCUGUUGAAGAAUGGGAACAUUCUGAAAAGUAGGGGCAUUUAUUUUUAGAACAAAAACGUUGGCUAUCCUCUAAAAAACCACCCAUUUCAUGGGUGAGUUACUUAAGACAUCAGCUUUAUAGCCUCUAUGAGUCUGUCUAUCUGUAUAAAUUUUGUAAUAUUAACAUAAGGCUUAGUGGAAGAUAUUCUUUUGUCUCACAUUCAGAUAAUUGCCAACUAAAGCAAUAACUACCAAAAAAAAAAAAGAAAGAAAAA
Oryctolagus cuniculus (rabbit) is the source of this 1283-nucleotide messenger RNA. It is a transcript of the gene NABP1, whose product is annotated as nucleic acid binding protein 1. Gene Ontology annotation, molecular function: DNA binding. The record is from RefSeq and is a predicted model, not a curated record. Gene Ontology annotation, biological process: response to ionizing radiation; double-strand break repair via homologous recombination; mitotic G2/M transition checkpoint. Gene Ontology annotation, cellular component: SOSS complex. NCBI's taxonomy places the organism in Eukaryota, Metazoa, Chordata, Mammalia, Lagomorpha, Leporidae.